AUGUUGGUUAAAAAUGAUUCUCAGAAAGUGAUUACUGAAUUGUUUUUUAUUGGAUUUGACAAUGUAGAAAGACCACUGGCUGUUGGUGUGAUCAUGCUGAUAUUGUACACACUUACUAUGAUUGUUAACACUGCAAACAUUGGCUUUAUUGUAAUGGAUAAACGUCUGCACCAGCCAAUGUAUAUUUUUAUCUGCCACUUAGCAAUUGUAGACAUGAUCUACUGUACAAGUUCAUGUCCAACUAUGAUAGGUAUUCUUCUUGUUGGCUAUAAAACUAUAUCGUAUAAAGCAUGCAUGGUUCAGAUGUUUAUCUACCAUUUUAGUGGAAGACUGGAGAUGUUUACUAUUACCGUGAUGGCAUUUGACCGUUUUGUUGCUAUAAGCAUGCCAUUACAAUAUAAUUCUUUAAUGACAAAUUUCCGAUCUGUUUUAAUCACUAUUUCACUCUGGUUGGUGGGCGCUUCAAUUGUAUCCAUGCUACCUGCUUCUAUUGCACCUCUACCAGUUUGUUACGUUACUCUAAAGUACAUAUUUUGUGACUAUGCAUCUAUUACAAGGGCAACUUGUGCAGACCCAGAGACAUAUUUUAAAGCUACAGCUAUUCUGAUAUCUUGUAUAAUUUUUGGAACAUUCGGUUUCAUUUGCUUAUCUUAUAUAAAGAUAGCUAUUGUUGUUUCAAGAAUGACCUCAAACACUGACAAGAAGAAAACUAUACAUACUUGUUUAAAUCAUGCUAUAGUUGUAGUCUGCUACAUUUUCAGACGAAUAAUCCUCACUAGGGUUGGUAUAGUUUUAACACUGGAGGAACUAAAUGGGUUGGUGGUGGGAUCAAUUAUAUUACCAUCUUUAAUUAAUCCUUUCAUAUACUGCUUUAGAACAAAGGAAAUCAGAAGUAAAAUAUUUAAAAUAUUUUCAAAAGUUGAACCAACUGUAAAAAGAAUGCAAUCAUUUUAG
Molecule: messenger RNA, 954 nt
Organism: Neoarius graeffei (lesser salmon catfish)
Lineage: Eukaryota; Metazoa; Chordata; Actinopteri; Siluriformes; Ariidae
Product: olfactory receptor 10G4-like
Exons: 1
Coding region: 1-954 (317 amino acids)
Biological process (GO): G protein-coupled receptor signaling pathway
Cellular component (GO): membrane
Molecular function (GO): olfactory receptor activity; G protein-coupled receptor activity
Source: RefSeq, a predicted model, not a curated record